GUCCUUUGUGCAUUUUAACGUAACCGCUCUUUCAUGACUUGGUUGGACGGACCUACAUGCAUUAUGGCCUUUCUUCUCUUUACGUUCCAAGUGUUAAAGAGUUCAACACAAAAUUACGUUGGUGGUUGUUCUACUGCGGUUAGGCCACAAACCAAAACCUAGGGUUUUGUGGAAUUGUGCAUUUCUCGACUGAAUCGGACAUGAUAGUUUCAAAUCGGAGGUAUACAAUAUUUCAGUACGAGAUUGAUAUAUGCGCGGUACAAUUCAAAUAUUGAUUUAGUCUCAUUUAAACAUUUUAUAAAAUCGAGAACCGGACAUUAAUUAUAUUUGUGUUCCACUCGAUCGGAUCCAAACAUCAAUUUCAUCCGGAUUGGUCCGGAACUGUGUCCUAAGUGGAAGUAAAACAAAAACUUCACUCUCAGAUUGUACCGCCGGCCCACUAAUAGAAACCAAUGGACCAUGAAUAAGUAACAUUUGGGAUUGGGAUGAACGAUAAUAACAUCUUGGAGAGUAAGUAUUUUAUACUUACGUUCAAGCCCCAAACUUGAGUUCACAUCACCACGAUACAUCCUAUAAGAAAUAUAUAUGCAUGAUCAUUAAUUACAUGUCGUUUAUCAUUAUAUUAAGGUAAACUACUUCUAAUGGGCAUUCCCUCUUAUUAUUAUUAUAUGAACCACAUCAGGAUAUAUAUAUCCAUCUAAACUCGGAGUGAUAAUUUCCCAAGUAGUAGUAAAUUAAGCAAGAAACCCAAAAGCCCGUCGGUAGUUACAAUGGCGACCAGCCGGCCCCUUUCCUCCUUUCUCCGUUUGGUCUCUAUUUUGUGUCUGUUCUCGUCGCCGGCGUCGCUAGUCUCCGCCGUGAAAAGACAUUAUAUUGUCUACUUGGGUGGCCACAGCCAUGGCGGCUUUUCAGCCACGGAAGCUGAUCUUCACGCCGUCACCAACUCCCAUCAUGAUUUACUCACCACUUACCUCGGAGACCUGGAGGCAGCCAAAGAUGCAAUCCGCUACUCUUACAAGAGGCACAUCAACGGCUUCACGGCGGUAUUGGACGAUGAAGAAGCCGCUCAAAUCGCCAGGCAUCCUGGAGUGGUGUCAGUUUUUCCCGACGGGAUGAAGAGGCUUCACACGACCAACUCUUGGGAUUUCAUGUUGCUGAAUAAGGAGAUUGGUAAGCGGAAAGUCCCCAACGAGAUCUGGAAAGCUGCCAAGUUCGGCGAGAAUAUCAUCAUUGGAAACCUCGACAGUGGUGUUUGGCCCGAAUCCAAGAGUUUUAGCGACAAAGGGUAUAGCACCGUUCCCUCUAGAUGGAAGGGAGUUUGCGAGAACAACACCAAGGCCGGCGUUCCCUGCAAUAGGAAGCUCAUCGGUUCGCGGUUAUACAACAGAGGUAUGCUCGAGGAAGGGGGAGCCGACAUUGUCGAUCCGGCCGACAUAUACAGCCCACGCGACAUGGACGGGCACGGGACCCACACACUGUCCACGGCCGGCGGCAACUUCGUCGCCAGAGUCGACAUCCUGGGGUCGGCUUCCGGGGUGGCGAAAGGCGGAGCUCCCAGAGCUAGGGUGGCGUCUUACAAGGUCUGCUUUGCGACCCCAGAUGACGACACUGGCUGCUCCGAUUCCGACAUCUUGGCCGGGUUCGAGGAUGCCAUCUCCGACGGGGUCGACGUCCUUUCCGUCUCCCUCGGGAGUGACAACUUUACCGGCUACACUUACCUGGCCGACGGCGUCGCCAUCGGCUCUUUCCACGCCGUCCGAUCGGGGGUCGUCGUUGUUGCCUCUGCUGGCAACUCGGGGCCGGUCCAAGGAACCGUAUCGAACAUGGCACCGUGGAUAAUUACUGUUGGAGCCAGCACCACGGACCGCAACGUUGAUGUCUAUGCUGAGCUAGGUAACGGCGAGCGACUGAAGGGGACGGCGAUCUUCGAGAAGCCAUUGCCGGUGGGCAGAAAGUACACGCUGGCCAGCGCAGCCGACGUCAGGCUUCGAAACGCCACCGCGGCGGACGCCAUUCUUUGCCUGCCGGGAACGUUGAAUCCCAAAAAGGCCAAGGGCAAAAUCCUGGCGUGUCUACGUGGCAAAAACGCCAGGGUGGACAAGAGUCUCCAGGCCGGAAAAGUAGGGGCAGUCGGGGUAAUCCUCUGCAACGACGUGGGCAGCGGACUCGACCUCGACACCGACCUUCACUCCGUCCCUACUUCCCACGUCAACUACAGGGACGGCCUGAAGGUCUUCCGUUACAUCAACGCCACCAAGAACCACCCGACGGCCUACCUCACGCCGUCAGUCACGACGUACGGCAACAAGCCGGCCCCUUCCUUGGCCUCUUUCUCGUCCCGCGGGCCCAAUGUCGUCACCCCACAGAUCCUCAAGCCUGACGUCACGGCUCCCGGAGUCGACAUCUUGGCGGCCUUCUCUAUGGCCGGACACGGCCGGAAGUACCCUUACCAGCUGGACAGUGGCACCUCCAUGUCCUGCCCUCACGUCGCCGGCGUCGCCGCCCUUGUGAAGGCCGUUCAUCCCGAUUGGAGCCCUUCUGCCAUUCAUUCCGCCAUAAUGACUACCGCUACGACUAAAGGCAACAACGGUGGCAAGAUGAUCGACGAGGACGAGAAAGAAUCCACGUCGUUCGGCUAUGGCUCAGGGCACAUCAGGCCUAACCGCGCCAUCAACCCGGGACUCGUCUACGAGGUUGCUCCCCGCGAGUAUCUAGAGUUCCUAUGUUCCAUCGGGUAUAAGAGCUCCAAGAUUGGCCGGUUGAUGGAGAAGGGCUACAAAUGCCCCAAGAAGAAGGUGAAGAGUGUGUUCGAUCACAACUACCCUUCGUUCUCGGUACCGAAUCUCGGGUCAGGACCGGUUACCUUCAAGAGGAGGGUGAAGAACGUCGGCCCUCCGGGGACAUACACCGCCGAGGUGAAGGAGCCUUAUGGAGUUAGGGUGAAAGUAGUGCCUAAUGUGUUGAAGUUCGAAAAGUAUGGACAGAAGAAGACUUUCAAGGUAAAGGUGACGGCCAAAAGGAAAGGCGUCGCUAAAGGGUAUGAAUUCGGCGGACUGACUUGGACCGAUGGAGUUCACCAAGUUAGGAGUCCAAUUUUUGUUACUGACAAUUUAGUGAUAGAUCCAUCGUCCCGCACUGUGAGGUGAUUGUAGUGGGUCAUCAAUGGAUUCUGCUGCAAGGAAUACGACCUCAAGCAAGGUCCUACCAUUAAGAAGUCAAUAAUUCCGGAUAGUUAUGUAAGGGUGAGUAACCUCUCGUAUUUUACAGCUUUUUUUCCACGGUAAUAGUGAAUUUAACUUAGAGAAUAAUAGGUAUAGCUAGAGUUACUUAAUAUACGGUUCGACUUAUU
Linum trigynum is the source of this 3349-nucleotide messenger RNA. The record is from the annotation of a GenBank genome assembly. NCBI's taxonomy places the organism in Eukaryota, Viridiplantae, Streptophyta, Magnoliopsida, Malpighiales, Linaceae.